This is a messenger RNA of Cervus elaphus (red deer), 3298 nucleotides long. It is a transcript of the gene RAF1, whose product is annotated as Raf-1 proto-oncogene, serine/threonine kinase. The coding region runs from base 463 to 2469 and encodes 668 amino acids. The transcript is spliced from 19 exons. Gene Ontology annotation, biological process: protein phosphorylation; signal transduction. NCBI's taxonomy places the organism in Eukaryota, Metazoa, Chordata, Mammalia, Artiodactyla, Cervidae. Gene Ontology annotation, molecular function: ATP binding; protein kinase activity. Gene Ontology annotation, cellular component: plasma membrane; cytosol; mitochondrion. The record is from RefSeq and is a predicted model, not a curated record.
UGGCGGCGCAGGUCGGGAGGAGGAGCACCGAGUGCAGGGCUCGCCUCCCGGGGCCGCCCGAGUCUCUCAAGUGCGGGCGCUGGGGCCGCCAUCUUAGAUGGCGGGAUUAAGACGGGAACGAGAGUGAGACGGGAAGGCUUUCCUGCCGCUCUUGAGCCCCGGAGAGGGCUAGGUGGCCGGGCUUUGGGGUGUGUGCCCUGAGGCCGCGGAGCGCGAGUGGGACAAUGCGAGAGCUGCCCGGGGCCCCGUCCCCUGGGCUGGGGACGCGCCGAAUGUGAUCGCCUCCCGCUCCCUCACCCGCCGCGGGGAGGAGGAGCGGACCAGACGCCGCCGCCGGACGACUGGACGCGGAGGCGGCCGGGCUCCCUCAGAUGUGUAUCCUUUCUCGUUAAUUGAUUACGGGAUACUUUGGCUUACAGCUUCCUGUGAUACAGAGGUUGAAGUGUUGUGUAAGCUGCAUCAAUGGAGCACAUACAGGGGGCCUGGAAGACGAUCAGCAAUGGUUUUGGAUUCAAAGACACGGUGUUUGAUGGCACCAGCUGCAUCUCCCCUACAAUAGUUCAGCAAUUUGGCUAUCAGCGUCGGGCAUCAGAUGAUGGCAAACUUACGGACCCUUCUAAGACAAGCAACACUAUCCGUGUGUUUUUGCCAAACAAACAAAGAACAGUGGUCAACGUGCGGAAUGGAAUGAGCUUGCAUGACUGCCUUAUGAAAGCUCUCAAGGUGAGGGGUCUGCAACCAGAGUGCUGUGCAGUGUUCAGACUUCUCCACGAACACAAGGGUAAAAAAGCACGGUUAGAUUGGAAUACUGAUGCUGCCUCAUUGAUCGGAGAGGAACUUCAAGUGGAUUUCCUGGAUCAUGUUCCCCUCACAACACACAACUUUGCUCGGAAAACCUUCCUGAAGCUUGCCUUCUGUGACAUCUGUCAGAAGUUCUUGCUAAAUGGAUUUAGAUGUCAGACUUGUGGCUACAAGUUUCACGAGCAUUGUAGCACCAAAGUACCCACUAUGUGUGUGGACUGGAGUAAUAUCAGACAGCUCUUAUUGUUCCCAAAUUCCACUGUUGGUGAUGGUGGGGUCCCAGCGCUGCCUUCUUUGACGAUGCGUCGGAUGCGAGAGUCUGUUUCCCGGAUACCUCCUGGUUCCCAGCACAGAUACUCCACACCCCACGCUUUCACAUUCAACACCUCCAGCCCCUCCUCUGAAGGUUCGCUCUCCCAGAGGCAGAGGUCGACGUCCACACCUAACGUCCACAUGGUCAGCACCACUCUGCCUGUGGACAACAGGAUGAUUGAGAAUAACAGCCUGAAUGCUUCUCCCAGGGCGUGGUCCAGACGAUUUUGUGUGAGGGGAAGAGAUGCAAUUCGAAGUCACAGUGAAUCAGGCUCCCCUUCAGCCUUGUCCAGCAGCCCCAACAAUCUGAGCCCGACAGGCUGGUCACAGCCCAAAACCCCUGCGCCGGCACAGAGAGAGCGGGCGCCGAGCUCCAGCACCCAGGAGAAGAACAAAAUUAGGCCUCGUGGACAGAGAGAUUCGAGUUAUUACUGGGAGAUAGAAGCCAGUGAAGUGAUGCUGUCCACUCGGAUUGGGUCAGGCUCCUUUGGGACUGUUUAUAAGGGCAAGUGGCAUGGAGACGUUGCAGUAAAGAUUCUGAAGGUCGUGGACCCCACCCCAGAGCAGUUCCAGGCCUUCAGGAACGAGGUGGCUGUCCUCCGCAAAACCCGGCACGUGAACAUCCUGCUCUUUAUGGGCUACAUGACGAAGGAGAACCUGGCCAUCGUGACGCAGUGGUGUGAGGGCAGCAGCCUCUACAAGCACCUGCACGUCCAGGAGACCAAGUUCCAGAUGUUCCAGCUGAUCGACAUCGCCCGGCAGACGGCUCAGGGAAUGGACUAUUUGCAUGCAAAGAACAUCAUCCACAGAGACAUGAAAUCCAACAAUAUAUUUCUCCACGAAGGCCUGACGGUGAAAAUCGGCGAUUUUGGAUUGGCCACGGUGAAGUCGCGCUGGAGUGGUUCUCAGCAGGUCGAGCAGCCCACCGGCUCCAUCCUGUGGAUGGCCCCAGAGGUGAUCCGGAUGCAGGACAACAACCCGUUCAGCUUCCAGUCCGACGUCUACUCCUACGGCAUCGUCCUGUAUGAGCUCAUGACGGGGGAGCUCCCCUACUCCCACAUCAACAACCGUGACCAGAUCAUCUUCAUGGUGGGCCGCGGCUACGCCUCCCCAGACCUCAGCAAGCUCUACAAGAACUGCCCCAAAGCCAUGAAGAGGCUGGUAGCCGACUGUGUGAAGAAAGUGAAGGAAGAGAGGCCUCUCUUUCCCCAGAUCCUGUCUUCCAUCGAGCUGCUCCAGCACUCUCUGCCCAAGAUCAACCGGAGUGCCUCGGAGCCCUCCUUGCACCGGGCAGCCCACACCGAGGACAUCAACGCCUGCACGCUGACCACGUCCCCUCGGCUGCCCGUCUUCUAGUGGCCCCGCGCCUGGGCUGCUGGCGGGGAGGGUGGUCAGCAGGCACCACCAUCUGUUCCCUUUCUGUGGGGACGGAGCUGCUCUUCCGAGAAGCUGCUGCUAAGGACCUUCUACACCACUCAACAGGGCCUUAACUUCACGUUGCCUUUUCUGCCCUUUCUGUCCGGGGAGGAGGAAGCCAUUCGCCAGCUGGUUUGCCCUGCUCCCCCAGCGGCCCCCGAGCUCAUGAGCCAACCUCCUCCAGACGCACCCGUGGCUGCUGAUGGUCACACACUGGGCCCAGCUGUCAGCUGCAGGAGUGUCUUUGGGGCAACAAACGUGCUCAGAGGGGAAAUGAAGGUGGCAGACAAACCAGCCGUGACGUGGGACGUGUGGAUUCUCUAAGUCAGCUUCUAGGAGGGACGCUAUCACAGAAGGACUUCUCUGCAGAUACCUGGUGUGGCGGCAAACAGGUAGUUUUGCACAUAAUGCACCGAACGGCCCAGGGCUGUUGGGACCGUGGCGGCCUGGACGAGCCCGCUUUGGUACUAGGGACUUGACGGGGACACGUCCUUUUCCUGACGGGCUCCAGCGCUGGGCUUGGUGACCGGAGGCGCUGGGCCUCCCCGCCCCGGGGAGCAGUCCUCAGCCUGCCGAGUUGUCUUCCAGGAGCGGCCCCCGUGGGGCGGGGCCUGGCCAGCCUUGUCUCUGCAUCACAUCGUGUGCAAGGAAGCCAGGAACACAGGUUUUCUUGAUAAUUUGGGUUUAAUUUUGUUUUUAUGCGCCUGACAAAACACAGUUAUUCAAUUAUGUUAUUUUAAUAAAAUAAAUUAAAUGUAGGUUUAAUGGC